This is a messenger RNA of Pieris rapae (cabbage white), 2731 nucleotides long. RefSeq lists its product as uncharacterized. The record is from RefSeq and is a predicted model, not a curated record. The transcript has 2 exons. Lineage: Eukaryota; Metazoa; Arthropoda; Insecta; Lepidoptera; Pieridae. The coding region runs from base 372 to 2390 and encodes 672 amino acids.
GCCCGGCGCAUACGCCGCGCACCGCCGCUUCACUCCUCUACAACGGGUCGCGGGAGGAGCACGCGUCGUUCGCAGUGAAAAAAAGUUUCGAAACAGCCUCUUACCAGUGUUGUAAUCACCGGCCACCACAAUCUCGUAAUCGUGUGUCUAUUGGAAUUACAAUUUGCAAUAGUUUUUGUGACGGUUUUCUCUCAGUGCAUUCAGUGUUGGAACCGCAUUCCAAACCGGUGUUCUUUAAUGGACGAGUGUAACUACUACUGUGUGUGUUUAGCGACUGGUUUAGUGUUGCUGUUGACUAGUGCUUAGAAAGUUCCCAUAGCUAACCCUAUCGACCCAUUCAUAAUGUAAGAUUGAAAAAACUAAUUAGAAAAAUGGCCCGCGGUAGACUUAGUGAAAACGAACGUCAUUGCUUGGACUCUAACGGCCAGGAGAUUGAAAAACAGGAUGUAAAAACGAAUGGUUUAAGAGUUCGCUUUCUUGAUGAAGAGGGGAAAACUGAAAGAACUGUGAGCGCUGAUGAAGUUGACAGUACUGUAACAAGUGUAAAAAAGAUUCACAUACUUAAGAACAGAAGUUCUAGCGACACUAGUAUACUUCUUAGAAAUUCCUCUUUAAUCAAACGUCGUUCGAACGAGCGCAGGUACAGCGAUGGCAAUCCCGAUAAUCUGAACAAUAACUCUUUGAAAGAGAAUCUGAACGGUAGAAGUGAAUCAGAAAAGACUGAGGAUGGUACCAAAGACAGCCAUUAUCGACGGAACUGCAACGUAUACAGCGUUAAUCAAGCCAAGACUCUGACGCCGGAGCGUAAACGGAUUCCGCUGACAAUUCCGCGGCUAAUCAGCCACAAAGAGCACGUGAAGAGUAUAUUGCCCGCAGAAGUAUGUUUGGGGGAUGUACCUGUUGGCAAGGAUUUCACGAGCCGCGCCAUUGGGAAGCUGUCACGAGGUCUGGGGAGGCUUUUGCGUCGCACCAACAGUGUGCGUAUCAGCGAGCCUGAUCCAGUGUACAAGGUCGCCUACCUAGGCAACGUACUCACCGGAUGGGCCAGAGGUGAAGGUUGCAUAGAGAAGCCGCUUGCGACGUUGUGGCGCAAUUACCAGCAAUCUACAAAACCGGACGUAGUCAUGAAACUCUCAGUCACCAACUCCGGCCUGAAAGGCAUCACCAAAGAACACGGCCUCACAGAGUAUUGGUCCCACCGCAUUACCUAUUGCACGAGCCCUCCACAUUACCCUAAGCUCUUCUGUUGGGUCUACCGACAUGAAGGUAAAAAACUUAAACACGAGCUACGAUGCCACGCCGUACUUUGCACCAAAGAAUCCAUUUCAAAGAAAAUAACAGAAGAAUUACAAAUUAAGUUAAAACAGGCACUAGUCGAAUUUAAGAAAGAUCGAAUUUCUAAACAAAACGCUAGGCUAAGUCUUGCUAACAGCGUCUACGAUAAUCCCAGCAUGCCUCGCAGAAAAAUACUACUCAGUGUUGGCGCGCUUAAUUAUAGGCCGCCCUUAGAAAGAUCUAAAUCUGCUCCUAAACUUGGUGCUAUCGAAGAACUCUGUUCCGAAGAAGAUGAAGAGGAAGCUGAAAUAAGUAGUAAAAAGGAUGUAUCUAACUUUUAUGAUACUCAAACAUUAGACAGGCGGCGAUCAGAUAUUAAAUCGCCAAGAAAAAUGUCGUGUCCAGAAAAUGUUAUCAAAAGGAUUCGAUCUGAAUCUGAAGGAUCUAAUGGCGCUACUGAAGAUAUAGUAACUUUACUUGUGCAAGAAAGUAAACUUAAAACUGAUGUGGAAGAAAAAGAUGAAAAUGAUAGCGAUAAAUUAGAUGCGAUUGUAGAAAUCAGAGAAAUGACUACGACAAGCGAAAGAAAAGAGUUAAUGUCACAAAGUAACUACCUCGUCACGGAUAGCGACGAUGGGUCAGUUUCUUCGGGAUGUGAGACAGCUAGCACCGUCACUUCAUCUGAUGCUGAGCCCAUCUCCCUCCCUCAAUUCCCAGAAGAGCAUAAGGAUGAUAGUGACGAGGAGAGAGCUUCGGCUUUUUGCAGGGAAAUUUACGAGUCCACGCGAAAGAGUAGCAGAAGCUACUCAAACACAAUACAUGGAAUAGACGAUGCAAAUGAAUUAAGUCUAGCCUCUGAUGAGGUAAACCACAUACCGAUUGGUGAAAACAAUGGUUUUCGACGACGUUCGACGUACCCGCCUCCUAAUAGUAAUCUUGAUGGUAAAUUUGAAUCCCUACUGGAUAAUCUAACUGACGUGGAGAGUUUGCACUCGAGCACCGAGACUGAUGUUUUUAAAACUGUCGGUGACAACGACAGCGCGUGCAGCGACGAAUCGGGUUAUUCUGAGCUGCUUGAUAAAGAUAGCAUUAUUGGUAAUACUAUAAUGGUUUAAUUUAUGUGAGGCGACAUAAUGCACCGGUAAGAUAGUAAAAAUAGUGUGAAUAGAUAAAUAUUUGUGUAAAUAAAAGCAAAUUGUUUUACAGAAAUUUUGUGUAUAUACAGUUAUAGAACAUUUAAGUCGAUACAUUGGAGAAUCUAUAUUAUUUUAUUCUAUAUCAUAUGACCGCAGUAAUAAUCUAUUUAACGUAUUUAACGUGAAUGUAGUAACAUCUCAAAUCAAUUAUUGUAAGUAUUCUUGUCACAUCGUCACGGUUACUUGAUACUUACACAUUCCAUGUAUACUGUAACUGUCAUUCACCCGUUUGUAGACGAAAUUACUAUAAAAAUAAAUAU